Molecule: messenger RNA, 2598 nt
Organism: Patella vulgata (common limpet)
Lineage: Eukaryota; Metazoa; Mollusca; Gastropoda; Patellidae
Product: cytosolic non-specific dipeptidase
Exons: 14
Coding region: 33-1562 (509 amino acids)
Biological process (GO): proteolysis
Cellular component (GO): cytosol
Molecular function (GO): metallodipeptidase activity
Source: RefSeq, a predicted model, not a curated record
AAAAGUCUUCUAUCGCUAGUUUCGGUUUCCGUAUGUUGAAGAUUUCAUUCACCGCUCCUGCUGUAAUCAAAUCUGCCGUUGUACUCGUACGUAGAGGUACUCCCAGUUUAUAUCGUUUAACGUUACGUUACAUGCAUCGAGUGACAGCAAUGGAUAAGCUAUUUAAAUGUAUCGACAAGAACGAAGAGAAAUAUGUUAAGUUAUUAGCAGAGAGCGUUGCCAUUCAGAGUAUCUCAGCAGAACCAGAAAAACGUGGAGAGGUUCGACGUAUGGUGGAAUGGACAGCCCAGAAAUUAAAAGGUAUUGGUGCUAGUUAUGAACUAAAAGAGUUAGGGGAUCAGACAUUACCAGAUGGAACUAAGCUACCUCUACCACCAGUUAUAUUUGCUCAUCUUGGUAGUGAUCCUAAAAAGAAAACACUGUUGGUAUAUGGUCAUCUUGAUGUUCAGCCAGCUAAAAAGGAAGAUGGAUGGGAUACCGAACCGUUUGUUUUAACUGAAGUCAAUGGUAAAUUAUAUGGUAGAGGUUCUACAGAUGACAAGGGUCCAGUCUUAGAUUGGAUUAACUGUAUUGAAGCUAUGCAAGAGAUUGGUAUGGAUGUACCCAUUAAUAUUAAGUUUGUGUUAGAGGGCAUGGAGGAAUCCGGAUCAGAAGGGUUGGAUGAACUUGUUAUGUCACAAACAGAUGGAUUCUUGAAGGGAACUGAUUAUGUUUGUAUAUCUGAUAAUUAUUGGCUAGGAAAAACGAAACCAUGUAUUACUUAUGGUCUAAGAGGUAUCUGUUAUUUUAUGUUAGAAGUGACGUGUGCUUCUAAAGAUCUACAUUCUGGUGUAUUUGGGGGAACAGUCCAUGAAGCAAUGACAGAUUUAAUCAAAUUAAUGGGUUCUUUAGUAGAUUUAAAUGGAAGAAUACUGAUUCCUGGUGUUUGUGAUAGUGUGAAAGCGCUUACUCCAGAAGAAAGUCAGUUAUACGAACCUAUUGAAUUUGAUCCAGAUGAUUAUAAAAAAGAUAUUGGAGCCACGAAAUUGAUUCAUUCUACGAAAGCUGAAACACUGAUGCAUCGUUGGAGAUAUCCAUCCCUCUCCCUUCACGGAAUUGAAGGAGCUUUCAGUGAAAGUGGUUGUAAAACUGUCAUACCUAAAAAAGUCAUUGGUAAAUUUUCAAUCCGUUUGGUACCAGAUCAAGAACCAGCAGAAAUAGAAAAAUUGGUCCGAGAACAUAUCAACAGAAUACACACAGAAUCAAGCAGUCCAAAUCCAGUCAGGUUAACUAAUGCCCAUGGUGGUCGACCUUGGGUCAGUGAUUUCAAUGAUCCCAAUUAUGUAGCUGGACGUAAAGCCAUGAAAACAGUAUUUGGUGUUGAACCAGAUUUGACCCGGGAAGGAGGAAGUAUUCCAGUGACCUUGACGUUUCAGGAAGCUACUGGAAAGAAUGUUAUGUUACUUCCUGUUGGUGCAUGUGAUGAUGGCGCUCAUUCACAGAAUGAAAAAAUUGAUAGAAUAAAUUACAUUAAUGGGAUCAAACUAAUGGGUGCCUAUAUGGAUGAGCUGUCUAAAUUAUAACCUAUUGAUGUAAAUGGUGUCACUAGAUCACACAUUCCUAAAGACCAUCUUCAUUUUUACCACAUAUUUGUAAACGUUUUUGAAAACUGAGUUCUUAAAAAUCAGAAAGAUGUAUUAAAUAUUAAAAAUCAUCUAAAAUAUGUAUUGGUUGGAUUGGUAUUUUUUUUAUUGUACAUAACGAUAUGAUUUAUUAUAAACCAGCCCUGUUAUCUAUUUUAGCAAUAUAUUUAGACAAGAAGAAUAUUUCCGCCAUAUCAAGUAAUUGAAAUUAUACUGUCUCAUACAAUCAUUAAAUAUAUAAACUAUUUUUGUUGUGCAGAUUUAGGUUGUUAUUAUUAAAAGGUUUUAGUAUUGCAAAAUGUUUUAUAGGUUGAUAUUGUUCAUUUGGGAUCUGUUUUAUUUGUUUUUGUUAAACCUAAUGGUGGAUUAAAAUAAUAAAUUAUCAGAAAAAAAUUAUAAAUAACUUGAUGGCUGUUAGAUAUUUUCUGGAUUGUUAGGAAACUUAGAUGUUUAAUGUGAUAGAAAAUAAUUUGUUCAUUUUAAUAUAAAAAUAUUCUUCCUGUCCUUAUUCAGAGCAAGCUAAAAGCACUAUACAAAGGGAUUUUAUGCAAUUUUUGUAGUUUUGUAAUAUGAAUAUUCAUAUUAUUAUAUUCAUCCAUGUUCAUUUAGCAAUGAAAAAAUAAUUUUAUAAAAAGCAUAAUAUAUUAAGAUGAUCAACUUACAUCAUUUAUAUAAUAUUUGUAAAUUAAUAUUUUCAAAAGGUUUGGUAAUUAAAUGACAAUGAAAGAAAUAGUUAUUCUGCUUUUUUUUUUGCUUGUAAGAAUACAUGACCGGGUCCAUAACCCAGAACAAAACAUUUUGACUAGCACAGUUAAUAUGAAUUGUUAUAUCUGUGACCAAACGCUGGAUAUUUCGAUUUUGUUUUCAUAAUUAAAGGAGCUAAAUCGCUAACAUUUGGGACCUAGAAAUUGACAAAAGUGGGUCGCAACGCAUAUAAUACUGUAAUAUGAAUGUAUAUAAACUGAUUUACAUUGAA